AUGCUGGCAAGGGGCACAGGCAGACAGGGCAUGCCGUAGACCCCGUGCCUUGACUGUUGUCCUGGGCUCAGGACAGGAGUAGGAAGCAAUAAAGACCAACUAGCCCCCUGGACACCAGGUAACUUUACAGGAGGAUGCCCCAUCAGGAUGAAUAUGGCUUCUUCAAGAAUUGACUCUCUCCUCAUCUUCUACCUCAGUUUCGUGCUGCUCAUCCAUUUAAAAAGAUCAUUUUGCGUCAAAGAUGACCGGAGGUGCCUGUCAAAUGCUUGCCAAAAGGACUCUGAUUGUAGCAGGGCUGCAGAGAAUGUUAGCUGCCGCUGCCUGGACUCACCAAGUGACAUUUCAGCAGAGGACUGUGCUCAAGCCGACGAUCCUUGUUCCUCCAGUCCUUGUUUUCACAAUGCCACCUGCUUAAGUACUGCAGGAAACCUCAGCUUUACUUGCAACUGCCCCACGGGGUACAAUGGGACUACCUGUGAAACUGCCAUCAGCACGUGUGACUCACAUGUUUGUAGGCACGGAGGCACAUGCCGAGAUGAGCCUGGUGGCCUUGUCUGCUCCUGCCCCAGAGGGUACAUGGGUACUCACUGUGAAAUUGACAUUGACGAAUGCUUUUCCAACCCAUGCCUCAAUGGAGCAAUGUGCAGAGAUGGAAUUGGUGGGUACUCCUGCUACUGUGUUCCAGGCUACCAAGGGAGGCACUGUGACCUAGAAGUGGAUGAAUGCAUUUCAGAGCCUUGUCUAAACAACGCAACAUGCCUGAACUUGAUAGGGAAGUACUACUGCUUUUGCCCUCCAGAGUAUACAGGUAUCAACUGUGAGCUGGAAAUUGAUGAGUGUUUGUCACAGCCUUGCCUGAAUGGUGGAAGUUGUCAUGAUAGUCUGGGUGGCUAUUACUGCUCCUGUCCACUUGGCUUCCAUGGUGAUUUAUGUGCAGUCAACACUGAUGAGUGUGCAAGUCAGCCAUGCCUCAAUGAGGGGGAAUGUAUCGACGGUAUCAACAGAUACAGCUGCAACUGUACUGACACCGGACACGUGGGACUGCGCUGUGAAACUCUCAUUCCUUUAUGCUGGUCACACCCGUGCCAUAACAAUGCUACUUGCAAGGACACAGCGGAGAGCUAUUUGUGCCACUGCUUGCCAGGUUAUACAGGGUCUUUCUGUGAAAUUGAUGUGAAUGAGUGUAGCAGUAAUCCAUGCCUCCACGGGAGCGUGUGUGUGGAAUUAUCAUGGUCAGACUGGUACGGAAGAAUUCCAGAGCUACCCUCGGAGUUCAGCUACCACAGAGCACCAGGCUACGUGUGUGAUUGUCAGACUGGAUUCACAGGUAUUCACUGUGAAGAAGAUAUCAAUGAAUGUCACAUGAAUCCUUGCCAAAAUGGAGGAACCUGUGAAAAUUCUCUUGGAAAUUACACCUGCCAUUGCCCGAUUGGAGAAGACGAUGGGGUGAUUUAUGGUGGCUGGAACUGUACAGAAGUUCUUGUUGGCUGUGUUCAGCAUAAAUGUCAAAAUGGAGGAUUGUGUAUUCCUCACUUCACAAACGGACAACACAGAUUUAGUUGCCUAUGUUCAUCUGGAUAUACCGGAGUGCACUGUGAAACGACGACUACGUUUUCUUUUCAGGGAAAUGGGUUCCUUCAGGUUAACAGCAUCACAGCCCCUGUGGAGAACUUUUUCUAUAACAUAAACCUUAGAUUUCUGACUGUUCAGCCAACAGCAUUUAUAUUUUGUCGAGGGGACAAAGACACAUUUGUGAAGUUGGAGAUAUUGAAUGGCUACCUGCAUUUAUCCGUGCAAGUCAAUAACCAAUCAAAGACCCUUUUGCAUAUAGCACACAAUGUCAGUGAUGGUGAAUGGCAUUCAGUGGAGGUAACCAUAGCAGGGGCUGUUACUCUUAAGUUACUUGACAGCUCUUGUCUAGGAUCAUGUCUCAGUAAAACUGCUGCCGCAAUAGAUAGCGAUCAGCUGAUGUUUGCUUUUCAGAGCACAUUUUUGGGUGGUUUGCCAGUGGGGAACAGGAACAGUGACUCUCUGCUGAACAUCUAUAAUAUGCAUUCUGCACCUUCAUUUGUAGGCUGUCUUCAGGACAUUGAAAUAGACUUGAAUAUUAUUACCCCAGAGAACAUGUCAUCUGAGUCAUCUUUAAAUGUCAAGGCAGGCUGUUCUAAAAAGGAUUGGUGCGAACUCAACCCUUGUCAGAACAGGGGGCUUUGCAUCAACUUGUGGCUGAGUUAUCAGUGUGAUUGCUUCCGGCCCUACACUGGGACAAACUGUGAAACAGAAUACACCCCAGGAAGAUUUGGACAUGAGGAAUACAUUGGGUAUGCUGCUUUUGCUAUUAACAGUGGUGGCCACGAAGGUGUGACAAUAUCAAUGUUUGUACGAACACGCAAGCCUUCUGGCUUGCUAUUGGCUCUGGAAAAGAAUUCAUCCAUAUAUCUAAAGGUCUGGUUGGAAGACGGGAAGCUCAUCAUGUCAGGCUCAAGUUCCGACAAACUCACAGGAACUCAGCCAGUGAAUGAUGGACAUUUCUAUUUAAUAUCCUUAAAAAUAGAGUCAAACAAGGCUGAACUAUUCCAGUCAUCUCAAAAUCUGGGCUACAUUUCUAUGCCAGUAACAGAAAUCCAAAGCGGAGCUAUUCUCUAUGUUGGAGGGUUACCAGACGAACAAGAAACCAGUGUAAUUGGUGGGCAUUUCAAAGGCUGUGUCCAAGAUUUAAGACUGAGCAACCAACCGCUGGAAUUCUUCCCUGUCAGUGCUUCAUCGAAUUCUGCAGUCAACAACAGAACACUGAUCAACAUAGCCCCGGGCUGCAUUGGAGACAACCUCUGCAAGCCCAACCCCUGCCAAAAUGGUGGUGUUUGCUAUUCGAUCUGGGAUGACUUCACCUGCUCCUGUCCACCAAAUACAGCUGGCAAAGCUUGUGAUGAAAUGAAAUGGUGUGAACUGGAUCCAUGCCCCCAUGAAGCCCAAUGUCAGCUGGUUUAUCAAGGAUUUGAAUGUAUCACCAAUGCUGUGUUUAGUGGGAGAAGCAGUGCAAUAUUCUAUAGAAGCAAUGGGAAGAUCAGGAGAGACCUCACUAAUAUAGUCUUUGGCUUUCGCACUAGAGACACAGAUGUGAUCCUGCUUUAUGCUGAGAAGGAGCCAGAGUUUCUCGCCAUCAACAUUCAGAAUACCAAAUUAGUGUUUCAGCUGCAAAGCGGCAACACUUUCUAUACACUGAACCUGACUAGCUCACAGCCAGUGAGUGACGGGAACUGGCACCAGGUGACCUUCUCGAUGACAGAGCCUUUAUCCCAGUCUUCAAGAUGGCACCUUGAUAUAGAUGACGAGAAAGACAGUGCGACAAGUACAGUUGCCACAGGGAACCUCAACUUCCUGAGAGAAGAGACAGACAUCUAUCUGGCUGACAAAGCAUUCGACAGCUUGGGUGGUCUAAGAGGGUGCAUGAGCACUGUAGAAAUCAGUGGCAUCCAUCUCUCAUACGUUGACAACACUGACGGCCACACUAAAAAACCACAAGAAGAGCAGUUCCUCAAGAUAUCUGCCAAUGCUGUUGUCACAGGAUGUCUUCAGUUGGACUAUUGCAGCUUGAAUGCAUGUGCACAUGAUGGGAUUUGUGAAGACUUUUAUAGUUACUAUAGUUGCACAUGUGCCAAGGGGUGGACUGGAACUCACUGCGAAAUCAAUAUUGAUGAAUGUGCAUCGAACCCUUGUAUGUAUGGAAACUGCAAUGAUGGAAUUGCCUCGUACAAGUGUACAUGUGAUCCUGGAUACCAGGGGAUGAGGUGUGAAGAAGACAUAGAUGACUGCCAUGGCCACCUAUGUGCGAAUGGGGCCACCUGUAUAGAUGAGGUGAACGGCUAUUCCUGCCUAUGUGCUGGAAAUUUCACCGGAAGGUUUUGCAGACGUGUGAGACUGCCUUACACAGUCUGUGGAAAUGAGAAAGAAAAUCUUACCUGUUACAACUACGGCAACUGCACUGAGCUUCAAGGACACUUGGAAUGCACAUGCCUCGCAGGCUUUACAGGACCACGGUGUGAAGUGGACAUUAACGAGUGCAGCUCUGAUCCCUGUGUCAACGGAGGCCUCUGCCAGAACCUGCACAACAAAUUCCUGUGCGUCUGUGACAUACACCAUGCCGGUGAACAAUGCGAGAUAGAAUUGACAACUGACCUGGCCUCCAAUAUCUUCACUACCAUUGGCUCAGUAAUAUUGGUCUUGUUGCUGAUCUUCCUGCUAGCAGGUGUAGUUUCAGUGGUCACUGCCAACAAACGGGCUACCCAAGGGACAUACAGCCCCAGCCGCCAGGAGAAAGAGGGAUCUCGAGUUGAGAUGUGGGACAUUGUACAGCCUCCUCCAAUGGAAAGACUGAUCUAGCAAGAACACCUAAUGUAUUUCUUAUUUG
Molecule: messenger RNA, 4408 nt
Organism: Euleptes europaea (tarantolino)
Lineage: Eukaryota; Metazoa; Chordata; Lepidosauria; Squamata; Sphaerodactylidae
Gene: CRB1
Product: crumbs cell polarity complex component 1
Biological process (GO): establishment or maintenance of epithelial cell apical/basal polarity; heterophilic cell-cell adhesion
Cellular component (GO): plasma membrane; protein-containing complex
Molecular function (GO): calcium ion binding
Source: RefSeq, a predicted model, not a curated record